Aedes albopictus (Asian tiger mosquito) is the source of this 2267-nucleotide messenger RNA. RefSeq names its product folylpolyglutamate synthase, mitochondrial (gene Fpgs1). The coding region runs from base 398 to 2053 and encodes 551 amino acids. NCBI's taxonomy places the organism in Eukaryota, Metazoa, Arthropoda, Insecta, Diptera, Culicidae. Gene Ontology annotation, cellular component: cytoplasm; mitochondrion; cytosol. Gene Ontology annotation, molecular function: tetrahydrofolylpolyglutamate synthase activity; ATP binding. The record is from RefSeq and is a predicted model, not a curated record. The transcript is spliced from 4 exons. Gene Ontology annotation, biological process: tetrahydrofolylpolyglutamate biosynthetic process.
UCUUUCUAUUGCUGUGUUAUGCGAGUAAUUUGUGCUGAUAACGAAGUUUCGAUAAUGCUACGUACGUUGAUAAGAAUAUUUGAAAAAGUGUGUGCAAUUGGGCAGCUAGAAUGUCCGCAAUCUGAAAAGUGAACUGCUAUGGUUGAACAGAACAAGACUAAAGUCACAGAAUCGAAGUGCAGUGCACUGUUACGGCUGCUUUCCGAGUCAAGUGUUGUUAGUAGGCUCCAUCGCCUCCAGGGAUAUUGCCUCACACUACCACCGGUUUGAUUAAUAAUCUCGUCGUAAGCGCGUUCCGCACGCGGCAUUGAGGAACUAGGUCUGUAUUUGUACUGUAUCGUCAUCAUAUUUCGCGCAGCUGACGAAACAGAGUGGAGUGUAGAAAACACGCGAUAAUAUGUUACUGCGCGCCCGUCAAUUGGCGCUAAUUGCGUCCACUCCACGCUGCUGCAGUCGCAAAAUGGUACUGGAAACAUCGACACGUGCUUCGGCCACGAGCGCCGUAGUUUCAAGCCCGACCAAGACGUCGUCCAAGGUGGUUGGACAGGCGCCGUCGUCUCCGUCACUGUCACUGGGCAGCAAUGGCCAUUAUUCGGUGGAACCGGGGAAGCCUGUCCUGGAAAACUAUGAGAAUGCAGUGCAGGCCCUCAACUCGCUGCAGUCGAACUACAGUGUGCUACAAAGUUCGACCAGUAGGACGCAUACGGCCGAUUCGAUUCACAUCCAGGAGACGGUGAAGUUUUUGCAAAGAAUUGGAAUCUCCCUGGAUACGCUCGACCAACUUCCGGUAAUUCAUGUUUCCGGUACGAAAGGAAAGGGUUCAACAUGCUCACUGGUGGAGUCCAUUCUGCGAGCCCACGGCUACCGGACCGGUUUCUUCAGCUCACCUCACCUGGUAUCGGUGACCGAACGCAUCCGACUGAAUGGCGUUCCAAUCGAUUCGUCGAAAUUUGCGGUCUAUUUCUGGAGAAUAUAUAAUCGUCUAUUGAACAGUCGCGAUCACCAGUGGGAUAUGCCAGCUUAUUUCAAUUUCCUGACAAUUCUCGCGUUCAAUGUUUUUCUACGAGAGAAGAUUGAUGUGGCGAUUGUCGAGGUUGGCAUCGGAGGGAAGUACGAUUGCACGAAUGUGGUCCGGGGGACAAAAACCGUUGGAAUCACUUCGCUCGGUUUGGAGCACACUGCAUUGCUGGGGAACACUAUCGAGGACAUUGCGUGGCAGAAAGCCGGAAUAAUAAAGAACCAUUCGGAUGUGUAUACCGUGCGUCAACCGGAAGGCUGUUUAGACGUGAUUGCAAACCAAUGCCGUAAAAUGGAAGCCAAACUUCACCUUGUACCUGAUUUUGAUUCCUACAAAUGGAAACGGAAACCGAAUAUCAAUGCGAACAAUCUGGCCAUCAAACUGAACACAUCGCUUGCCAUUCAGAUAUCGCUGAACUGGAUUAGCCAAACACGCCCGGAACUGCUCAGCAAAAACGACGAACGUCUUUCGGAGGUGGUUAGCCAGGGUGUUGAGUCCUGUUUUUGGCCCGGUCGGUGCCAUCAGGUCCGAAAGGGGAACAAACGUAUAUUCCUGGAUGGUGCUCACACCGUGGAAAGCAUCGAAAUUUGUUCCAAGUGGUUCCAGACGUGCCAGCGGAAAAGCAAUCCCAAGAUUUUGAUUUUUAAUGCCACCGGAGAUCGAGACACGCGAAAGCUGUUGACAAUACUGGCCAAGCAUACGGAUUUCGACAGGGUGUUUUUUGCUCCGAACAUUGCCUCGCAAAUAACGUCAAACAUAGAUGCCAUCAAUCAUAAUUUCCCCAGUGACGAACAGAUUAGACGUUGCGAAGAAAAUGCUCUGCUGUGGCGUGAACUGAUGGGUCAACGUGACUCCACGCGCAACGUUAGUAGUAUAGCAUCCGUGCAACCUGCCCUGGAUGCCGUGAUCGAGCAGAUUGAUAACCACUACAUGAACCACCAGGAAUGUGAUAUAUUGGUAACCGGAUCGCUUCAUUUGAUUGGAGCUGCGUUGACUGCACUCAAAAUGGAAUCACAAGUGUUAACGCCUGGAUAGGAGACAGCACGUUUCCAAGUGUGGCUCAUUCAGUGUUUUUGAGUUAUAUUCAUUAUUUGAAAAAGACAAUGAAAUGCUCUCUUCAGAAGUGAAACCUUUUCCACGUGAAAACGAGGUGAGUGAUAUCUACAAUUAUUUUACUUACUGUUAUGUGAUGUUCUUUUAUACAACACUUUUCAAAAGUCAAUGAUACAAGGAAAAAGUUCAACAGGAA